Molecule: messenger RNA, 2805 nt
Organism: Octodon degus (degu)
Lineage: Eukaryota; Metazoa; Chordata; Mammalia; Rodentia; Octodontidae
Gene: Tctn3
Product: tectonic family member 3
Exons: 14
Coding region: 43-1878 (611 amino acids)
Biological process (GO): cilium assembly; smoothened signaling pathway
Source: RefSeq, a predicted model, not a curated record
GCGAGAGUUAGAGGUAGGGCCGGCCUGCUGCUCGGCGGCCCGAUGUGCGCCUCGCAGCUGGCGCUGCUGCCGGUGCUCUUCCUGAUGCUUCCCGGAGGCGCCCGGCCUCAGUCCUCAUCCUUCCUCUCAGGGGCAGCGCCCACCUCCUCUUCAGGCCUGGACCCCCUGACCAACGGGGGCACCCUUCGGCCCCCCGCAGCGUGGUCUCCGACUCCCCAGGGGGACCCCGGGCCCUCCGCGAUGGGCCCCACCGCGGUGACCUCCUCGGCGCCCGAGAAUAGGACUGUGGACCCCCUUCCAGUCUUGCCGACCUGUGUCUGCGAUCUGACUCCUGCUGCCUGCGAUCUGAACUGCUGCUGCGACAGGGACUGCCACCUGCCCCAUCCAAGGACCGUUUUCUCCUUCUGCCUUCCGGGCAGUGUCAGGUCUUCAAGUUGGACAUGUGUAGACAACUCUCUUAUCUUCAGGAGUAAUUCCCCAUUUCCUUCCAGAGUUUUGCUGGAUUCAAAUGGCAUCAGACAGUUUUGUGUCCACGUGAACAACUCAAAAUUGAACUAUUUCCAGAAGGUCCAGAAGGUCAGUGCAACCAGUUUCCAAGCCCUGGCUGCGGAGUUUGGAGGGGGCUCAUGCAGUGCAACAUUGCAACCCCAGCCGCUGCCGCCCUUCUACAAGGCUGGGGAUCCCAUCCUGACUUACUUUCCCACGAGGUCUAUAAUAAGCUUGCUGAGGCAGCCUGCAGGAGUGGGAGCUGGGGGAGUUUGUGCUCAGCGCAAUCCUGCAGGUUUCUUAGAGAGUAAACGUACAACCUGCACUCACAUCUUGAAGAAUCUGGCAAGUAGCUGUACCUUGGAUCCAGCCCUGGACGCUGGCUCUUACUAUAACUUCACGGUCUUGAAGGUUCCACGAGGUGUGACUGACCUGCAGAAUAUGAAGUUCCAGGUUCCUGUGACACUUGCCUCGCAGGCUGAUCCUCCUGUGCUGGCUGGAAACACUUGCCAGAAUGCUGUUUCCCAGGUCACCUAUGAGAUAGAAACGAAUGGAACCUUUGGAAUCCAGCAAGUUUCUGUCAGCUUUAGGCAGAUCAACCUGACUAUUGAACCAGUUGUUUCCUUACAGCAAGACUUCAUCGUUCAUUUUAGGGCUUUUCGGCAGAGCACAGUUGCUGCUGCUGCUGCUGCCGUGCCUCGAAGUGGGAAUCCUGGCUACGUCGUCGGGAAGCCUGUGCUGGUCCUCACUGGUGACCUCACUCACUCUAUGACCCUUUUGCAGAGCCAGGGUAACGGAAUUUGCUCUGUUAAAAGACACGAAGUACAGUUUGGAAUAAAUGCGAUAUCUGGAUGCAAGCUCAGGCUAACAGAGGUAGACUGUAGCCAGCUGCAGAGUGAGAUUUAUCAGAUUCUUCACGGAAGCCCCAGGCCAGAGCAUGUCGCCAUCUUUGGCAAUGCCACCCCAGCUCAGAAGGGAGGGUGGACCAGGAUCCUGCACCGAAGCUGCAGGCUUGCGGCUGUGAACUGUACUUCCUGCUGUUUCAUACCAGUUUCUCUGGAGAUCCAGGUGUUGUGGGCAUAUGUAGGCCUUCAGUCCAACCCACAGGCUCACGUGUCAGGGGCACGAUUCCUAUACCAGUGCAGGUCCAUACAGGUUUCUCAAAAUGGAACCGAAGUGCCUUUGACAACUCUUGUAAAUUUUAUGGACAUUACACAGAAGCCAGACCCUCCACGAAGCCAGCCCAGAAGAGACUGGAAACUGCCUUUUGACUUCUUUUUUCCUUUCAAAGUAGCAUUCAACAGAGGGGUAGAUUCUCAGAAGGACUCACCUUCUCCCCUCUGUAUCCUGUGCCUCUUACUGCUUAGAGUUCUCAACCUAGAGACUAAGUGAAGAAAUGGAAUAGUAAGAUUUCAGUUCUCCCUGUGGGCCGCUCUGAGGCAGCCUGCUUACAUCAUGGCUGUGUAGAUCACUGUGCUGCUCAUCACUAAAGGAGAGAAUUUAGGAAAAUAUAACCUGAAGGAAUCUUUGAGCAUGAGAGAAGGUACUUUAGGAAAGCAAGAGCUGGCGAUGGUGGCACGCACCUGUAACCCCAGCCCUUAGGAGGCUGAGGUUAGGGGAUUGGGUGUUCAAGGCCAUCCAGGACUGUCCAGUUAGAUCUUGUCCUUAAUAAACAGGAAGGAGAGAAGGGCAGUAAUAGUGUUUCUCUAUAAUCGCUACCUGCUGAGGGCUCUGCAGGCCACUAGGUGCACAUUAGGUUCUCUGCCAGCCCUUCUGGUUGCGUUUUGCCUGAGUGUAAAGGUUGGCAAGAAAGUCUGCCUGCUUGUAAGCAGUCGUGCCCAGCACGAGGUCCGCGUUUCAGCACUCACCCAGGGUGAACCCAGGACUGACUGCCCUCUGGAGUUGAGCGAGCUGACUGUUGAGGCUAGGAAACUGCUAGCUGUGUGUUUUGUCUAGCUUCUUUGCCAAGGUGGGGCCGCGCCGUCCAGGCAUGAGCUGCAAGAGUAAUCCUUUCCAUUUGGUUUGCAGAAUGAGUGUGGAAUGCCAGCUCUUCUUUCUGCUAGCAAAUAAUCUUACCAUUCAUUUUUGCUCUUCUCUUCAUUGUGAGGAGAAAGAAAACAUUGGCAGCUUUGUAAUACUAUGUCCAGCAGCAUGGCAAAAAUAAUACGCCUGUGAUGGGCCUCUCAGUUUUUUGUGUUUUUCCUGUGUUUAUGAUGUUCCAAAAGAAAACUGGCAUGGUUGUACACGUCUGCAGUUCCAGCACUCUGGGACACUGAGGCAGGAGGAUCACAGGUUCAAGCCCAGCCUGAGUAACUUGGU